AUGGCUGCAGGAGUGGCAGCAUGGCUGCCUUUUGCUCGGGCGGCAGCUGUGGGCUGGCUCCCACUGGCCAAGAAGCCUAUGCCCAAACCUCCCCCUGACAAGAAACGCCGCAGUGAUGAGAUCUUGGUGGUCAAUGUCAGUGGGAAACGCUUCCAGACUUGGAAGAAUACCCUGGAUCGUUACCCAGAUACCCUGUUAGGCAGCUCAGAGAAAGAAUUCUUCUAUGAUGAAGACAGCAAGGAGUACUUCUUUGACCGUGACCCAGAGAUGUUCCGUCAUGUCCUCAACUUCUACCGCACGGGUAGACUCCAUUACCCACGCCAAGAGUGUAUACAGGCCUUUGAUGAAGAGUUGUCAUUUUAUGGCAUCAUUCCUGAGCUGAUUGGUGACUGCUGCUUGGAGGAAUACCGUGACCGCAAGAAGGAGAAUGCUGAGCGCCUUGCUGAGGAUGAAGAAGCUGAGAUAGCCACUGACACCACCUUGCCUCCAGACAGCACAUUCCGUCAGCGGCUCUGGCGAGCAUUUGAGAACCCCCACACCAGCACCAUGGCUUUGGUUUUCUACUAUGUGACUGGGUUCUUCAUCGCUGUGUCUGUCAUUGCCAAUGUGGUGGAGACAAUCCCAUGCCAGGCCCCUCCAGGCAGGAAGAGAAACCAGCCUUGUGGAGAACGUUUCCCCAAUGCUUUCUUCUGCAUGGACACUGCCUGCGUCCUCAUCUUCACCUUUGAGUAUCUUAUGCGGCUCUUUGCUGCCCCAAGUCGAUUCAAGUUCAUGAAGAGUGUCAUGAGCAUCAUUGAUGUGGUAGCCAUCAUGCCCUAUUACAUCGGGCUGGUGAUGCCUGAAAAUGAAAAUGUUAGUGGGGCUUUUGUGACACUGAGGGUCUUCCGGGUCUUCCGCAUCUUCAAGUUCUCACGUCACUCACAGGGGCUGAGGAUCCUGGGCUAUACCCUCAAAAGCUGUGCCUCAGAACUGGGCUUCCUCCUCUUCUCGCUCACCAUGGCCAUCAUCAUUUUUGCCACUGUCAUGUUCUAUGCUGAGAAGGGCACUGCAAAGACCAACUUCACCAGCAUCCCUGCUGCCUUCUGGUACACAAUUGUCACCAUGACCACACUUGGCUACGGUGACAUGGUCCCAAGCACCAUUGCAGGGAAGAUCUUUGGCUCCAUCUGUUCUCUAAGUGGGGUGCUGGUCAUCGCUCUCCCUGUGCCCGUCAUCGUUUCCAACUUCAGCCGUAUCUACCACCAGAACCAGCGGGCGGAUAAGCGGCGAGCUCAGCAGAAAGUUCGCCUGGCCCGGAUCCGCCUGGCCAAGAGUGGCACUACCAACGCCUUUCUUCGGUACAAGCAGAACGGUGGCCUUGAGGACAGAGAUCCUGAUGCACACAUUUUGGCUGUGCGGAACCGAUCAGCCUUUGAACAGCAACACCAUCACCUGUUGCACUGCCUGGAGAAAACAACUAACCAUGAGUUUACUGAUGAACACUCCUACAGCGAGUUCUGCCUCACCGAGCCCCUGGGCUACCGCACCAGCCGCAGCACCUCCCUCUCCUCUCAACAAGGAAGCAAGGGGGGGCUCAGCACCUCAUGCUGCCCCCGCCGCACGAAGCGCCGCACCACCCGCCUAACCAACUCCACAAUGUCCAUGAGCCGUGCCAGUGCUCAGGAGCUGGAUACACUACACAGUCAGAAAAGUGCUGCACCCCAAAGCCGCUCCAACCUGAAUGCCAAGACUCACGACAACUUGAAGCUGAACUGUGACACCACAGACUUUACGGCGGCCAUCAUCUGCAUCCCCACCCCUCCUGCCAACACACCGGAUGAGAGCCAGCCCCCCUCGCCUGGAGGCCCUGGUGGACCCCUACGCAAUUCCAGCCUCUCCACUCCAUACGUACUCCACGAGACUGUCAAGAUCUCCUCCUUGUAA
Molecule: messenger RNA, 1923 nt
Organism: Varanus komodoensis (Komodo dragon)
Lineage: Eukaryota; Metazoa; Chordata; Lepidosauria; Squamata; Varanidae
Gene: KCND1
Product: potassium voltage-gated channel subfamily D member 1
Exons: 6
Coding region: 1-1923 (640 amino acids)
Biological process (GO): potassium ion transmembrane transport; protein homooligomerization
Cellular component (GO): voltage-gated potassium channel complex; membrane
Molecular function (GO): protein binding; A-type (transient outward) potassium channel activity
Source: RefSeq, a predicted model, not a curated record